Messenger RNA from Thunnus maccoyii (southern bluefin tuna), 1143 nucleotides. Its product is annotated as inositol-trisphosphate 3-kinase B-like. Gene Ontology annotation, cellular component: nucleus; cytoplasm. The transcript is spliced from 5 exons. The coding region runs from base 232 to 1143 and encodes 303 amino acids. Gene Ontology annotation, molecular function: inositol-1,4,5-trisphosphate 3-kinase activity; inositol tetrakisphosphate kinase activity. The record is from RefSeq and is a predicted model, not a curated record. Gene Ontology annotation, biological process: inositol phosphate biosynthetic process. NCBI's taxonomy places the organism in Eukaryota, Metazoa, Chordata, Actinopteri, Scombriformes, Scombridae.
UUUUAGAAUAGAUUAUAUCAGAUUAAGGAUCUUUAUGUAAGGGAUUGUUAUCUCAUACGUAGACUACAGUAGACCUAAGUAAUGAAUCAUAAACUAUGCAGCUUCAGUGAAGAUUGAAUCCAGUGUUAGUAAUGAUGAUUUUGUUCAGGCAGUCAUAAAAAUACAUCACCACUCCAUACAGUUUAUUUUAGUGAUUAGGAGUUUAACUGUGACACUUCUCAAACUGGUAGAAUGAUCCUGACAUCAGAUAAUAUCCACAGUCUGCCUUCUUGCUUUACUGAACUAAGUCUGUCAUCAGGUAACUUGCAGCUGAGCGAGGGAGGGGAAGUGCUGAAACUGUACAGUGAAGUGGAGGCCAAGUGUCUGGACUCCCUGAUGAGAGACCCGCUGAGACCUUUUGUCCCGCAGUACCACGGUUUAAUCACCAGGGGGGAACACUCCUACAUCCGCCUGGAAGACCUGCUGAGUGGCCUCAGGAGACCUGUUAUCAUGGACUGCAAGAUGGGAGUCAGAACCUACCAAGAGGAGGAACUGACAAAAGCACGGACCAAAGCCACCCUGCGGAGUGACAUGUACCAGAAGAUGAUUAAAGUAGACCCAUCAGCUCCGUCAGCAGAGGAACACGCACAGAAAGGAGUGACCAAGUGGCGUUACCUUCAGUGGAGGGAUACGACCAGUUCAACGUCCACGCUGGGCUUCCGGAUUGAGGGCAUCAUGAUGGAGGACGGCAGUGUCCAACGAGACUUCAGGAAAAUUCUGUCCUUAGCUCAGCUCACGGAGGCCCUGCUCUACUUCACCAAGAGUCAGCUGGACAUCCUGAAAGCGUACCACUCCAGACUCCUGGCCUUGAAUCACGCACUGAAGAAUUCACCAUUUUUCAGAACCCAUGAGGUGAUUGGCAGCUCGCUUCUCUUUGUCCACGACCACAGCAGCAAGGCCAAUGUGUGGAUGAUAGACUUUGGAAAGACAAACCCUAUGCCUGACACAAGCGAGCUCCGACACAAUGUCCCAUGGGCCGAGGGGAACAGAGAGGACGGCUACCUCAUCGGUCUGACCUCCCUCAUCACCUCUCUGGGCCAGGCCAUCAGUGUGGCCUCCUGGCAGCAGGAGAACAGCUCUGAAGAAGAAACGAGUGUUAAUUGA